Molecule: messenger RNA, 1848 nt
Organism: Trichoplusia ni (cabbage looper)
Lineage: Eukaryota; Metazoa; Arthropoda; Insecta; Lepidoptera; Noctuidae
Exons: 3
Coding region: 513-1760 (415 amino acids)
Source: RefSeq, a predicted model, not a curated record
CAUUUCAAACAUUUUUAUGUGAAAUUAUAUUUUUGAAGUAUUUCAUGUUUACUCAUGUUUAAGUUUAGAAUAGUUUUUAUAUUCAAUCUACUGUUAUCUGAUAAUCCGCUUAUUCUUUAGAAUAUAGUGUUACUGGUAAGGUGGAACAUCUGUGUUUAUUUUUUCCUUUUGCUCUUUCAACUCAUGCAACAUAAAUACAAUAGUAAUAAUGUUAACUUUGUUACAAAGCGACGUGUGAAGCGCGUGAGAAGCUGAUUAAGCCCAACAGAAUAAUCAAAAUUAAAAUAUACUGUUUCCAAACAUAAGUACACUUAACGUGAAACACGAUUCACACGUUAGUCGUAAGAAAUCUUCCUACACAGCUUCCAGUAAUAUAGUAGUAAAGUAAAAUGUUUCUUGUUUCAUUAAUUUUAUUCGGUAGCAACACUACGCCGGUGUCAGACUGCACAACUUGUCAUUAUUCGAAUCGAAGGCAACGUUCAAGUUCAAAUGGCAUUUGAAAGAAGUUCGUUAUGUGUUAUUUUCAAUGUGUAAAAUAUUAUUUGAUUAUUACAGCUGUUAUAUCAUUUAGUAUUGUUUAUUUUAUUAAAAAGCGGAUUCUGGGUAUCGCUAAAACUAUGUCUUUGUACAACACCGAAAUGGAAGAGCCUAUGAGUGACGAAGAAGUAUACUUUGGAAAGCUAACACUCAAAGAAUUAAAGAAACAUAUUCUUUGGGAAAAACAACCUAAAACAAUUUGUGCAUUAAGUGCUGUCAACAGUCCAACGAACUCUGGAGAUCACAACGAAAGUUUACAAAUAUUGCAAGCCCACUCCCAACCUAACUUAAUAUCUGAUAAAGUAAUUUCUGACUUAAAAUCUCCAGAAAGGAAUUGCUCUGCAUGGGACAUGAGAGCAGAUGAUAGUUUUAUCAAAAUGGAAAACAUGGUGGCAAAACUCUGUUUGUCACCAAGGAAAAAUGACAAGACUGAAGAAUUAAACAAUACAUUAGAAGUCAUAGAAUACAUUUUAAAUAAUCCUCCUAGUAGUGUUGGUAAAGAUAAAAAUAAUACUUUGAAUUAUAUUAAACCGGAAAAUACAAGUGCUAAGUCAAAAAUUAAUGGGGGAAAUCAUCAAACAUCACCUUUGAAAUAUAGAGUUAAAAACAAUGUCCAUGAUUCACCACAGCCUCCUCAGAACACCCCAGUUAAAACUACCAAUAAGCCAGAGGGUUUUAUGACUCCUAUGGAUAUGAAACACAAACCAAUUUUCAAAACACCUGGUCAGCCUCUUUCAUCAAAAAAAUCUUCUGCAACAUCUCUUAAGAAAACACCUGGCCGCUCAAAUGCAUAUCAACACAUUAGCAGUCCAGUUGCAUCUUACAUUAAGAACUGUCCCAUAGCACCUCUAGUAAAGGAUGUUCAUCCUAAGAAACCAUUGCCUGGACCGUCAUCUAUUCCUAAAUUUGUCAAAAAUCCCUCCUUAGCAAAACCAAGUAAUAAAGAAAAUGUCAUUUUACCAUCAGUGGCAUACAAGAGUGCCAAAAAGACUAAAGUAAUUGAGAUGGCAGAUGAGCAGAAAUUACCGCAGUGUCAAUGGGCCAAGAAGAUGACAUCUGUUUCCAGACCAUUAGUUAUGAAACAUGAUCACAGGGAACUAAAUUAUGCAAAGAAAAAGUUACUGCCACAGCAAGAAGAUAGCUUUGCAGACCUAUCAUAUCACCAAGCUGAAGUAUCUGUGUGCACUCAAAAAUCUGCAUUCAAGACCAAAAAAAAUUUUUAAAUGUCUGAUUUUUUAACAUUAUUUGAAAUAAUUUAAUCUUAUACAGUUUUAUUCUUUCAAAAUAUACUGGUGACAUUUUUACUGAAAA